GAUCACCCAUUCGCGUUUGUAAGCUCUGGUUGGUUCAUUGUUCCCGCCGCUUCUAUAUCUCUCUUUCUCUUUGAGAAGAAGGUACGCUACACGAUGACGUGUAGAUAGCCAUUUUGGAAAGUCGUUUGUAUAUUGAGUUGUUGGUUACAUAAGAUCUUUCAGAAUGACUGAAGAAACUGUCAUAGAGGAAGGCUGUGUACCCGAUGAAAUAAUCCAUGAGGAAACAUAUGGCCUGAUAGUUGGUGCGGAAUUUUCUACCUGGGCAGAAUUCAAAACUGUUAUGGAACAGUAUGAGGCUAAUGUUCAUGUUAAGCUGAUCUUGGCAGACACAAGAAAAGUCCAUACUGCAAAUGUUGCUUAUCGAAGAGAAGGAGCGCCACUGUAUGAUGAAAAAUUUAAGUAUGCAUAUGCAAGAGUCACUUGUAAACAUCAUGGAAAGUAUCGUAGUAAAGGAUCUGGCAAAAGACCUAAUCAAAAGAGCUACAAGACCAACUGUCCAAUGCACUUCAUACUGAGUGUAGAUCGCGUCAAAGACAAGAUGUUCAUCCGUAGCGGCAACUUUACACAUAACCACCCAACAGAUGAAGGGGUUGCUAAAUUGUAUCCUGAGAAUCGUCGUCUUAGUAAGUCAGAGAGACAGUUCAGUAAGAUACUCAUGGACAUGAAAGUUCCAACAAAAGUAUUCAGAGAAAGAGUGCGCGAGAUGAGCCAAAAACCACUGACAAAUAAAGAUAUUUAUAAUCUGCAAGCUCAGCUCCGCCGAGAAAUGGCAGAAGAAGAGAAGACUGAGGUACAAUCACUGUUGCAUGAACUCCAGGAUAUAACAGAGAAGGAUGCUGGAAGUGAGGUGGUUGUAAAUGUUGAUGGUAAUGGACAAAUACAAGUUGUAUUUUUUCAAACGUCCUACAUGAAAGAGACAUACAUUAGAUUCCCAGAGGUCUGUGUAAUAGGUGAUACAGAUGAUGUAAACACCAAUGGUAUGAUUUUAUGCACUCUUAUUGUUCAGGAUGGUAGUGGCACUUACAUUCCCUGUGCUCAUUUUUUACUUGCAAAAUUAGAUGAGUCAACGAUGAGUGCUGCCUUCCAGUUGUUCAAACAACCGUUAGAUCCUUCAGUGAUUGAAAAGACCAAACUGUUUAUUGUAGGCAGUAAUUCUUUGGACAUUAAAGUCUUUGAAAGCCAUUUUCCAAAUGCUUCUAUUAAACUUUGUGAAACACAGGUUUUGAAAACAUUCAAGAAUGAAACAUCAAGUAUGGAAAAUGGCACAGCUGUUGCAAAAUCUGAGAAGCAAGGGGCUCGAAGACAAAAUCAUUUAUGGACAAUACUACAUGCAAUGGUAAUGUCUAAAACUGAAGAGGAAUAUUAUGAACUUCUUGAAAAUUUGCAAAGUCUAGCAUUUGCUCAGGCUUUCAAUGAAACAUGGCAUAAACAGCGCCACUUGUGGGUGGGAGCAUGGAGAAACAAAGAUCUGAAUUAUGGAAUUAAAACAGCUGACAGUGUAGAAGCAUUCCAUGGGAAGGUAAAGAAUGUUGUGAACGGCACAAGCACAGUGGCAGAGUGCGUCAGAGGAAUCUGGAAAAUUGACAAUCAGGUGAAAUUGGAAUCUGACCACAAGAAGCUCAAAGCAAUGCUUUCAGUUAAAAAUCCAAAUCAGGAUAAAAAUCCAGAUUUAGAAGAACUAAAUAAAUUCUGUACGAGUUAUGCUGUAAGCCUUACAGAAAAAGAGAUCAUUGCAGCUGCAGCUCUCGAUGUUCAAAAAGAUGUUGGUGGACAAAUAAUUGUCACAGGCACAGUUGGGGAAUUUGCUGUUGAUGAGAAGGGAAAAAUGUGCUCAUGCACUUUCUAUACAAACUACAAUCUGCCUUGUAGACACAUUUUUGCUAUGCGAAAAUUCUUAGAGAAAGAGAUUUUUGAAGAAAGUUUGUUUGAAAGUAGAUGGCAGAAAGAUUAUCAGCAUUCAGAUUGCAAAAUUGAAUCUGUUGAAGUAAGCAGUCCAAGUGUAAGUUUGGCAGGAAAAGCAAUUAAAAGAGAAAGCCAAGCUAAAAGCAGUAACACACCAGUCAAAAAACCAAAGACUGACAAACCAAACAAGAGGUCGCAGUCACUGACACGAGAUGAAAAGUACACAAAGGCAACUUUAUUAUGCAGACAAAUUGCAGGUGUUAUUAGUGAAGUGCCUCAAAAGCAAUUUGAAAACAAAAUGAAAAUCUUAACUACCCUUUGCAGUCAUUGGUUGAAUGGUGAUGAAGUUAAACUCACUGUGAAGUCAAAAGAGCCUGAUGAUGUUGUUGAAGAUGUUGAAUAAUUCGACAAAAUACUCUGUCUUGAGCUAAUGCACUUCAAAAUUUGAGGUGCUUUUUCUCAAAAUUUUCAGUCAUUAACUUUCAUAUAAAUAUUAGAAUAAAAAACCAUUGCUACUUUGUAUAGACCUUUAAAGUUGGCUGGUAAUUUAUUGAUUUUCAUAGUACUGUAUGCAGUAGCAAAACUAACGUAACGUAAUUGUUUACAUACACCAACACUUGUAUAGCGCCAUUUCGUGAAGAUCAAAGUGCUUUUUUUGUUUAAUUUUUUACAUCAGCCUAUGCUUCAUUGGAAAUUGAUAUUUUGUCAUUUUUAAUGAUCAAGUUCAUUAUGUAUUUGUUAAAAAUAUUUGUAGCAGACAAAUGAUGAUUUUUUUAAUUAUUAUUUAUAUUAACAGCAAAUUAAGAAUUAAUAAAAGCAGCAUAAUUAAACCAGUGAUCUUUAGCAAUGUGAGAAAAAUAUAACAAACAGUAUUCUAAAGUAGGAAUAGCAAAUAGUGGUGUCUGUAACAUUAUGAAUCUACUGCUGAUAGGGUCUAAUACAAUUGCUUUUAAUACAUUUUCCAGAAAAACAUUGUCGAUCAGGAUUCGACCAAGACCUUCCAUUGCAAUUGCAUACAUUUCCACAAUUUAUUAAAAUUUUCCCCUGGAAUUUUAGUACUGGUUUAUUUUAAAUGCUUCUUUUAAUUAUUUAAAUAUUCAUGUAACACUGAUUUAACCCUGGAGGUAUUAAAUGAUUUUAUGUCUUUUCACACUUUUUAUCCACUUAGUGUGAUAUUUGUUGAUAAUUCUUAUUUGUUUAAGCUACAAAUUUGUUUGAUUUUGAAGCAAAUUUAUAUCAAAUAAUUUCAUAUUGAAGUUGUCUGAAGGCUUCCAUCCGGAUUAUUUCAUAUUGAUUUUACUGAUUAUAUAAGCCUGUAUUAACAUAAAUGUUGUGAUGAGAGACAGUGGCGGUGCCAGCACUGGUCCAGGGAGUACACCCCCCCCCCCAUCUUUAAUUUGGGAACCCGCCAUUAGGAAUGAAAGCAAUCAUUUCUGGGGGUCUUGGACUUGUCGGAGAAUGCUGGCACUGUCACUGGUUGGAGAUGUAAUUUAUUAAGUUGUUGGUUUUUUUUUAAUUUUAAGCUCGCAUUAAUACUAGCACUCAGUAAUACUUUCUACAUUUUUAUAUUAAUACCUAAAUUGAACAUGCUUAAAUCUUUUUCUUUGUAAAGUUAGAUUCCAUUGUUGAUAAAUAAAUGACACAUAUUGCAUUAAUUUAUUAAGUUGUUUGUUUUUUUAAUUUUAGGCUCGCAUUAAUACUAGCACUCAGUAAUACUUUCUACAUUUUUAUAUUAAUACUUAAAUUGAACAUACUCAAACCUUUUUCUUUGUAAACUUAGAUUCUAUUGUUGAUAAAUAAAUGACACAUAUUGCAAGUUGUGUUGUGUUUCCACCACACCUUAA
Messenger RNA from Anneissia japonica, 3746 nucleotides. Its product is annotated as zinc finger SWIM domain-containing protein 1-like. The record is from RefSeq and is a predicted model, not a curated record. The transcript has 3 exons. Gene Ontology annotation, molecular function: zinc ion binding. NCBI's taxonomy places the organism in Eukaryota, Metazoa, Echinodermata, Crinoidea, Comatulida, Comatulidae. The coding region runs from base 164 to 2305 and encodes 713 amino acids.